AUGACAGCACAUUGGCUCGACAAGAAAGCCGCAGACUUCGCCGACGAUCAUUUCCAAGGACAAAACACCGAGAACUUCAGCGGCAUUCUUAUGCACAUCAUCAUCUUCGACACCCGCAGGAUCCUAAUGCUGCACCCAAAGACUCCAGACGAAAGGGCAGAGAUAGAACAAGAUGUCAGUGAUAUCCCCAGAACCGCCUCCUUGACCGUCCAUUCCAUCGAGCUCGCCAAGGGAUCCACGAAUGGCAACCUAACAAUGCGCGACUACGUCCUCGAAGCGCUAGGCUCUGCUAUCCAAACCGACUUGCUCCGCAACGUUCAAAUCUCCGAGUACUGCUGCGACAGAUAUCUCCACGAAGUGCGCGUGGCAGAAGAGCUCGAGCUAGAAACUCUGCACCUCGCAGUCCAAGUCACAAUCCAACCACCCACAGACGACGGACGCCUAAACCACAACAUCCGCCGGCGCACCUCCCUAACCUUCGACCCCCUCCAAAUAGACCAAUACAACGACGCCUUCUGGCUGCCCCUCCCCCGCGGUCCCAAAGCCUCCCAACACAAAAAAGCCAUCCUCGCAGCCAAUAACGGCUCCAUCAGCACCGACCUCCUCACCAAAACAAUCCUCCGCCACCACCACGACACCUCCCGAAACCUCUUCAAGAAAAGAUUCCCCACGGUCCCCAAAAUGGCCGCGCGACUCCGCAUCAUGUUCACCGCCUGCUUCGACAUCGAGAACCUCCGACGCGGGCAUGAGAUGGGGUAUAUCCUGGCCUGGCGGCACGCGCCGUUUGGGCAGCUGGUGGUGUUUAUUGUUAAUGCGGAUGUGGUGGAGAGGGAGGUGGAGCAGGUUGAUCAUGGGGAGGUGAGGUAUGAUGUGUUGUUUAGCGGGAUGCGGCCUGGGGAGGGGUUUUUGGAGGGGGCUGGGUUGGAUGUGGAGGCGUUGGGGAUGAUGGUCGGGGGGACGAGGAAGGAUGAGGAUGAUUAUUGCGGGGGCAGGGUGUUGUUUGAGUGGAUGACGGAGGAUGAGGGGACGAGGUUUCAUUAUAGGAGGUUGUAG
Messenger RNA from Fulvia fulva, 1053 nucleotides. RefSeq lists its product as uncharacterized. The record is from RefSeq and is a predicted model, not a curated record. The transcript has a single exon. NCBI's taxonomy places the organism in Eukaryota, Fungi, Ascomycota, Dothideomycetes, Mycosphaerellales, Mycosphaerellaceae. Bases 1 to 1053 code for a protein of 350 amino acids.